AUCCGAUUCAAAGUACAGCUUCCCCUGGAUCCAGGGACCUGGGCCAAACUGUCAGCUUACAAGCGGUGCCAUGAUCUGUUUAAAUUUAGCAUCCGGUUUCAGAAGAAGAUCAACCGGGUCGUACUGUAAGCAUUGUUUAUAAAUGGUGUCGUAGCCAUGUCCAUAAAUGGUGUCUUAGAUUUAUCCAUAAAUGGGAUGUUAGCCUUGUCAAUAAGAGGUGUCUUAGCAUUGUCAUAAAUAGUGUCUUAGUUUUCUCCAUAAAUGGGGUGUUAGCUUUGUCCAUAAAUGGUAUCUAAGCAUUGUCCAUAAAUGGUGUCUAAGCAUUGUCCAUAAAUGGUGUCUUAACAUUGUCCAUAAAUGGUGUCUAAGCAUUGUCCAUAAAUGGUGUCUUAACAUUGUCCAUAAAUGGUGUCUUAGUUUUGUCCAUAAAUGGGGUCUUACCCUAGGCCAUAAAUGGAGUCUUAGCCUUGUCCAUAAAUGAGGUGUUAGCCUUGACCAUAAAUGAGGUUUUAGCCUUGACAUUAAAUGGGGCCUUAGCAUUUUCCAUAAAUGAUGUGUUAUCAUUGUCCAUAAAUGGUGCUUUAGCAUUGCCAUAAAUGGUGUCUUAGAGUUGUCCAUAAAUGGUGUCGUAGCAUUGCCCAAAAAUGGGGUCCUAGCGUUGUUCAUAAAUGAUGUCUUAGCAUUAUCCAUAAAUGGGGCCUUAGCCUUGUUUAUAAAUGGGUUCGUCAUUGUCCAUAAAUGAGUAUUUGCUUUUAUCAUAAAAUUGUUCAUAAAUAGGGGUCUUAGCGUUGUCCAUAAAUGAGGUCCUAGUCUUGUUCGUAAAUGUCGUUUUAGCCUUGUGCAUAAAUUGGGUCUUACCAUGGUCAAUAAAUGGGGUCUUACCAUGGUCAAUAAAUGGGGUCUUACUAUGGUCCAUAAAUGGGGUCUUAGUAAUUUCAUUAAUUUGAUUUAGAAAGGUUCAUUCACAUUCGUUAAUAAAUAUAAGAAUAGUUAUCUCUAAAUCAGGGGUAGCCAAACCAUGCCUCUCCACGUCAAAUAUUGUGGCCCACAGAUGUAACACAAAUGAACAGACUUAUUUCUUCAUUCAAUUAGAGAGUAUUGUCCUUCUUGCUAUUAACAUACAUUUAAAAUAUAUAUAUAUAGAAAGCACUUUUUGACACCGUAAUUUUCUUGCAUCGGCCAUUGUUCGUUUGAAUUUAAAAAUAGAUUCAAAUCAGUUAUCUUUUAUCUUACUGAAUGAUCGUUAAACAAUAUUACUAUUUGGAGACUAAUCAAAUAUAAAGAAUUAUCUAAACCUAUCCGGGUCAAAGGUCACCUCUAUUGCGUCCACGGUUUCUUAGUUUGGUAUUCGUUGGAGUGUAAUGACGUGAAACUUAUUCAGGAAUGAGCACACACACACAAUCAAACCUGCAUUUUAAAUGUGUCUUAACCUUCUCAUUAAUAAUAUAACCCUCAUCCACUAUCGCUUGGUAGAGUUCGGUUACCGUACUAGAUGUGAUCAAUCCAGCCUCACCUUCGUUGAUGAAAGUUGCCAUGACUGGCGCCUUUAAAAAAAAACUCUACAUAAUUAAACAACCCUAAAAAAAAAUUCUUAUAAAUCCUAUUGAUGCAUUUUGUAUUAUUUUAUUUUAUAUUAAUACUCCACUGUCGUCCCCCUCCUCGGUUUUACACAGCAGACUUAUCACAUUAACUAUUUUAGAAAAAAACAAAAGAAAAUAGUGUGCACCAAAUGCACGUGCGACAUAUUUUUUUUAAGAAUCUCAUUUAGCGCAAAUAUCGGGAAUUUUAUUCCGUGAAAUUGGUAGAAUUAUAUUUUUUUUCAUCUUCUCCUUGAAAAACAAGAAAAAAAAAUGUUUUGGGGGGGUUGGAUGUCGCUAAAAAUUUGAAAGAAAGGUUGGGUUGUUAUGGGCGGUCUAUUUGCCAAGUUUCAGCUCGAAAGCUUGACGGGAAGUGGGUUAAUAAGCCGUCCGUGAUUUUUGCCACAAACCCAAAUAGAAAGCGAAAAAAAGGGAAGUUAACAUAAAUGAUUAAAAAUAUAUAUUCAUGAACUUGACUUCGAUAAACCUACCAAAUUUUAUUUAUAAGAGUAUGAGUGUGGCUGCACAAAGGUAGUGUAGACAUCUGAGAAUUAUGUGCUUUAAGACAAAAAUAUAUUGAGUGCAUUUGGUAUUUAUUUUUUUUUAUUAGGUUUAAUGUUAUGGGGCUCAUGAAGAGUUGACUUGUGGCUACAGUGGCCCGAUAAGGGGCUCAAUCAAUAAAAGCAUCAAAAUUAAGUCCCUUUAUUGUAAGUGGCUGAAUCAACAAAAGCAUCAAAUUAAGUCCCUUUAUUGUAAGUGGCUGAAUCAAUAAAAGCAUCAGAUUAAGUCCCUUUAUUGUAAGUGGCUGAAUCAAUAAAAUCAUGAAUUUAGUCUCUUAAAGUAUUUUAUUGUUGCUCCUUCCAUUGUUUAGUUCCAGAACUCCAAGCAAAAAACUACGGCUCCAAACAGCGUAAGUCUUGACAAGUUGACAUCGUUUGCUAUGUUGACAUGUAGGCAUCUUGACAUAUUGACAUCGUUUGCUAUGUUGACAUGUAGGCAUCUUGACAUAUUGACAUCGUUUGCUAUGUUGACAUGUAGGCAUCUUGACAUAUUGACAUAUUGACAUCGUUUGCUAUGUUGACAUGUUGGCAUCUUGACAUAUUGACAUCGUUUGCUAUGUUGACAUUUAGGCAUCUUGACAUAUUGACAUCGUUUGCUAUGUUGACAUGUAGGCAUCUUGACAUAUUGACAUAUUGACAUCGUUUGCUAUGUUGACAUGUUGGCAUCUUGACAUAUUGACAUCGUUUGCUAUGUUGACAUGUAGGCAUCUUGACAUAUUGAAAUAUUGACAUUGUUUGCUCUGUCGACAUGUUGGCAUCUUGAUAUAUUGAAAUAAUGACAUCGUUUGCUAUGUUGAUAUGUUGGUAUCUUGACAUAUUGACAUAUUGACAUCGUUUGAUAUGUUGAUAUGUUGGUAUCUUGACAUAUUGAAAUGUUGACAUCGUUUACUAUGUUGAAAUGUUGGUCUCUUGACAAAUUGACAUUUUGACAUCGUUUGCUAUGUUGAUAUGUUGGCAUCUUGACAUAUUGAAAUGUUGACAUCGUUUACUAUGUUGAUAUGUUGGUCUCUGACAUAUUGACAUAUUGACAUCGUUUGCAAUGUUGAUUGUUGGUAUCUUGACAUAUUGACAUGUUGACAUCGUUUGCUAUGUUGAUAUGUUUGUAUCUUGGCAUAUUGACAUGUUGACAUCGUUUGCUAUGUUGACAUGUUUGCAUCUUGACAUGUUGACAUGGUUUGCUAUGUUGACAUGUUGGCAUCUUGACAUAUUGACAUGUUGACAUCGUUUGCUAUGUUGACAUGUUUGCAUCUUGACAAAUUGACAAGUUGACAUCGUUUGCUAUGUUGAUAUGUUGGUCUCUUGACAUAUUGACAUGUUGACAUCGUUUGCUAUAUUGAUAUGUUUGCAUCUUAACAUAUUGACAUGUUGACAUCGUUUACUUUGUUGAUAUGUUGGUAUCUUGACAUGUUAAAUGUUGACAUCGUUUGCUAUGUUGAUAUGUUGGCAUCUUGUCAUGUUGACCUGUCGACUUGGUGACAUGCAGGUCUCAAUUUUUUUGUCACAAGUAAGGUUAUUCUUUUCUUAAGAGAAAUAGUGGAACAAGAUAAGUCUAGGCCCUAGGAUAUAGUGGCUCUGUGGAGAAACAGGGCACAUAUGUCAAUAGUUGAACAAGAUAAGACUAGGUCCUAGGAUAUAGUGGCGCUGUGGAGAAAACAGGGCAGUUAUGUCAAUAGUUGAACAAGAUAAGACUAGGCCCUAGGAUUUAGUGGCGCUGUGGAGAUACAGGGCAGAUAUGUCAAUAGUUGAACAAGAUAAGCCUAGGCCCUAGAAUAUAGUGGCGCUGUGGAGAAAACAGGGCAGAUAUGUCAAUAGUUGAACAAGAUAAGCCUAGGCCCUAGGAUAUAGUGGCGCUGUGGAGAACAGGGCAGAUAUGUCAAUAGUUGAACAAGAUAAGACUAGGCCCUAGGAUUUAAUCUCGCUGUGGAGAAAAUAGGGCAGCUAUGUUAAGAGUUAAACAAGAUAAGCCAAGGCCAUACGAGAUAGUGGCACUGUGGAGAAACAGGGCCGAUAUGUCAAUAGUUGAACAAGAUAAGACUAGGCCCUAGGAUAUAGUGGCGCUGUGGAGUUUUGUCCCGUCUAUACAGUUAUCAACUUGUUCUAUUCUGAUCGCCCUAGGAUAUAGUGGCGCUGUGGAGAAAACAGGGCAGAUAUGUCAAUAGUUGAACAAGAUAAGACUAGGCCCUAGAAUAUAGUGGCUCUGUGGAGAAACAGGGCAGAUAUGUCAAUAGUUGAACAAGAUAAGACUAGGCCCUAGGAUAUAGUGGCGCUGUCGAGAAAACAGGGCAGAUAUGUCAAUAGUUGAACAAGAUAAGACUAGGUCCUAGGAUAUAGUGGCGCUGUGGAGAAAACAGGGCAGAUAUGUCAAUACUUGAACAAGAUAAGACUAGGCCCUAGGAUAUAGUGGCGCUGUGGAGAAAACAGGGCAGAUAUAUCAAUAGUUGAACAAGAUAAGCCUAGGCCCUAGGAUAUGGUGGCGCUGUGGAGAAACUGGGCAGAUAUGUCAAUAGUUGAACAAGAUAAGCCUAGGCCCUAGGAUAUAGUGGCGCUGUUGAGAAACAGGGCAGAUAUGUUAAUAGUUAAACAAGAUAAGAAUAGGCCCUACGAGAUAGUGGCGCUGUGGAGAAACAGGGCCGAUAUGUCAAUAGUUGAACAAGAUAAGACUAGGCCCUAGGAUAUAGUGGCGCUGUGGAGAAAACAGGGCAGAUAUGUCAAUAGUUGAACAAGAUAAGACUAGGCCCUAGGAUAUAGUGGCGCUGUCGAGAAAACAGGGCAGAUAUGUCAAUAGUUGAACAAGAUAAGACUAGGUCCUAGGAUAUAGUGGCGCUGUGGAGAAAACAGGGCAGAUAUGUCAAUAGUUGAACAAGAUAAGACUAGGUCCUAGGAUAUAGUGGCGCUGUGGAGAAAACAGGGCAGAUAUGUCAAUAGUUGAACAAGAUAAGCCUAGGCCCUAGGAUAUAGUGGCGCUGUGGAGAAACAGGGCAGAUAUGUCAAUAGUUAAACAAGAUAAGCCUAGGCUCUACGAGAUAGUGGCGCUGUGGAGAAACAGGGCCGAUAUCUCAAUAGUUGAAUAAGAUAAGACUAGGCCCUAUGAUAUAGUGGCGCUGUGGAUAAAACAGGGCAGAUAUGUCAAUAGUUGAACAAGAUAAGACUAGGCCCUAGGAUAUAGUGGCGCUGUGGAGAAAACAGGACAGAUAUGUCAAUAGUUGAACAAGAUAAGACUAAUCCCUAGGAUAUAGUGGCGCUGUCGAGAAAACUGGGCAGAUAUGUCAAUAGUUGAACAAGAUAAGACUAGGCCCUAGGUUAAUGUGGCGCUGUGGAGAAACAGGGCAGAUAUGUCAAUAGUUGAACAAGAUAAGCCUAGGCCCUAGGAUAUAGUGGCGCUGUGGAGAAACAGGGCAGAUAUGUCAAUAGUUAAACAAGAUAAGCCUAGGCUCUACGAGAUAGUGGCGCUGUGGAGAAACAGGGCCGAUAUCUCAAUAGUUGAAUAAGAUAAGACUAGGCCCUAUGAUAUAGUGGCGCUGUGGAUAAAACAGGGCAGAUAUGUCAAUAGUUGAACAAGAUAAGACUAGGCCCUAGGAUAUAGUGGCUCUGUAGAGAAACAGGGCAGAAAUGUCAAUAGUUGAACAAGAUAAGACUAGGCCCUAGGAUAUAGUGGCGUUGUCGAGAAAACUGGGCAGAUAUGUCAAUAGUUGAACAAGAUAAGACUAGGCCCUAGGAUAUAGUGGCGCUGUGGAGAAAACAGGGCAGAUAUGUCAAUAGUUGAACAAGAUAAGACUAAUCCCUAGGAUAUAGUGGCGCUGUCGAGAAAACUGGGCAGAUAUGUCAAUAGUUGAACAAGAUAAGACUAGGCCCUAGGUUAAUGUGGCGCUGUGGAGAAACAGGGCAGAUAUGUCAAUAGUUGAACAAGAUAAGCCUAGGCCCUAGGAUAUAGUGGCGCUGUGGAGAAACAGGGCAGAUAUGUCAAUAGUUAAACAAGAUAAGCCUAGGCUCUACGAGAUAGUGGCGCUGUGGAGAAACAGGGCCGAUAUCUCAAUAGUUGAAUAAGAUAAGACUAGGCCCUAUGAUAUAGUGGCGCUGUGGAUAAAACAGGGCAGAUAUGUCAAUAGUUGAACAAGAUAAGACUAGGCCCUAGGAUAUAGUGGCGCUGUGGAGAAAACAGGGCAGAUAUGUCAAUAGUUGAACAAGAUAAGACUAGGCCCUAGGAUAUAGUGGCGCUGUCGAGAAAACAGGGCAGAUAUGUCAAUAGUUGUACAAGAUAAGACUAGGUCCUAGGAUAUAGUGGCGCUGUGGAGAAAACAGGGCAGAUAUGUCAAUAGUUGAACAAGAUAAGACUAGGCCCUAGGAUAUAGUGGCGCUGUGGAGAAAACAGGGAAGAUAUGUCAAUAGUUGAACAAGAUAAGCCUAGGCCCUAGGAUAUAGUGGCGCUGUGGAGAAACAGGGCAGAUAUGUCAAUAGUUAAACAAGAUAAGCCUAGGCUCUACGAGAUAGUGGCGCUUUGGAGAAACAGGGCCGAUAUCUCAAUAGUUGAAUAAGAUAAGACUAGGCCCUAUGAUAUAGUGGCGCUGUGGAUAAAACAGGGCAGAUAUGUCAAUAGUUGAACAAGAUAAGACUAGGCCCUAUGAUAUAGUGGCGCUGUGGAGAAAACAGGACAGAUAUGUCAAUAGUUGAACAAGAUAAGACUAAUCCCUAGGAUAUAGUGGCGCUGUCGAGAAAACUGGGCAGAUAUGUCAAUAGUUGAACAAGAUAAGACUAGGCCCUAGGUUAAUGUGGCGCUGUGGAGAAACAGGGCAGAUAUGUCAAUAGUUGAACAAGAUAAGCCUAGGCCCUAGGAUAUAGUGGCGCUGUGGAGAAACAGGGCAGAUAUGUCAAUAGUUAAACAAGAUAAGCCUAGGCUCUACGAGAUAGUGGCGCUGUGGAGAAACAGGGCCGAUAUCUCAAUAGUUGAAUAAGAUAAGACUAGGCCCUAUGAUAUAGUGGCGCUGUGGAUAAAACAGGGCAGAUAUGUCAAUAGUUGAACAAGAUAAGACUAGGCCCUAGGAUAUAGUGGCGCUGUGGAGAAAACAGGGCAGAUAUGUCAAUAGUUGAAUAAGAUGAGACUAGGCCCUAUGAUAUAGUGGCGCUGUGGAGAAACAGGGCAGAUAUGUCAAUAGUUGAACAAGAUAAGACUAGGCCCUAGGAUAUAGUGGCGCUGUGGAGAAAACAGGGUAGAUAUGUCGAUAGUUGAACAAGAUAAGCAUAAGCCCUAUGAUAUAGUGGCGCUGUGGAGAACAGGGCAGAUAUGUCAAUAGUUGAACAAGAUAAGCCUAGGCCCUAGGAUAUAGUGGCACUGUGGAGAAACAGGGCAGAUAUGUCAAUAGUUGAACAAGAUAAGCCUAGGCCCUAGAAUAUAGUGGCGCUUCGGAGAAAACAGGGCACAUAUGUCAAUAGUAGAACAAGAUAAGCCUAGGCCCUAGGAUAUAGUGGCGCUGUGGAGAAACAGGGCGGAUAUGUCAAUAGUUGAACAAGAUAAGCCUAGGCCUUAGAAUAUAGUGGCGCUUUGGAGAAAACAGGGCAGAUAUGUCAAUAGUUGAACAAGAUAAGACUAGGCCCUAGGAUAUAGUGGCGCUUUGGAGAAAACAGGGCAGAUAUGUCAAUAUUUGAACAAGAUAAGACUAGGCCCUACGAGAUAGUGGCGCUGUGGAGAAACAGGGCCGAUAUGUCAAUUGUUGAAUAAGAUAAGACUAGGCCCUAUGAUAUAGUGGCGCUGUGGAGAAAAUAGGGCAGAUAUGUCAAUAGUUGAACAAGAUAAGACUAGGCCCUAGGAUAUAGUGGCUCUGUGGAGAAACAGGGCAGAUAUGUCAAUAGUUGAACAAGAUAAGACUAGGCCCUAGGAUAUAGUGGCGCUGUCGAGAAAACUGGGCAGAUAUGUCAAUAGUUGAACAAGAUAAGACUAGGCCCUAGGAUAUAGUGGCGCUGUGGAGAAACAGGGCAGAUAUGUCAAUAGUUGAACAAGAUAAGCCUAGGCCCUACGAGAUAGUGGCCCUGUGGAGAAACAGGGCCGAUAUGUCAAUAGUUGAACAAGAUAAGACUAGGCCCUAGGAUAUAGUGGCUCUGUGGAGAUACAGGGCAGAUAUGUCAAUAGUUGAACAAGAUAAGACUAGGCCCUAGGAUAUAGUGGCUCUGUGGAGAUACAGGGCAGAUAUGUCAAUAGUUGAACAAGAUAAGACUAGGCCCUAGAAUAUAGUGGCGCUGUGGAGAAAACAGGGUAGAUAUGUCGAUAGUUGAACAAGAUAAGCCUAAGCCCUAGGAUAUAGUGGCGCUGUGGAGAACAGAGCAGAUAUGUAAAUAGUUGAACAAGAUAAGACUAGGCCCUAGGAUAUAGUGGCACUGUGGAGAAACAGGGCAGAUAUGUCAAUAGUUGAACAAGAUAAGCCUAGGCCCUAGAAUAUAGUGGCGCUUUGGAGAAAACAGGGCACAUAUGUCAAUAGUAGAACAAGAUAAGCCUAGGCCCUAGGAUAUAGUGGCGCUGUGGAGAAACAGAGCGGAUAUGUCAAUAGUUGAACAAGAUAAGCCUAGGCCUUAGAAUAUAGUGGCGCUUUGGAGAAAACAGGGCAGAUAUGUCAAUAGUUGAACAAGAUAAGACUAGGCCCUAGGAUAGAGUGGCGCUGUGGAGAAGCAGGGCAGAUAUGUCAAUAGUUGAACAAGAUAAGACUAGGCCCUAGGAUAUAGUGGCGCUUUGGAGAAAACAGGGCAGAUAUGUCAAUAUUUGAACAAGAUAAGACUAGGCCCUACGAGAUAGUGGCGCUGUGGAGAAACAGGGCCGAUAUGUCAAUUGUUGAAUAAGAUAAGACUAGGCCCUAUGAUAUAGUGGCGCUGUGGAGAAAAUAGGGCAGAUAUGUCAAUAGUUGAACAAGAUAAGACUAGGCCCUAGGAUAUAGUGGCUCUGUGGAGAAACAGGGCAGAUAUGUCAAUAGUUGAACAAGAUAAGACUAGGCCCUAGGAUAUAGUGGCGCUGUCGAGAAAACUGGGCAGAUAUGUCAAUAGUUGAACAAGAUAAGACUAGGCCCUAGGAUAUAGUGGCGCUGUGGAGAAACAGGGCAGAUAUGUCAAUAGUUGAACAAGAUAAGCCUAGGCCCUACGAGAUAGUGGCCCUGUGGAGAAACAGGGCCGAUAUGUCAAUAGUUGAACAAGAUAAGACUAGGCCCUAGGAUAUAGUGGCUCUGUGGAGAUACAGGGCAGAUAUGUCAAUAGUUGAACAAGAUAAGACUAGGCCCUAGGAUAUAGUGGCUCUGUGGAGAUACAGGGCAGAUAUGUCAAUAGUUGAACAAGAUAAGACUAGGCCCUAGAAUAUAGUGGCGCUGUGGAGAAAACAGGGUAGAUAUGUCGAUAGUUGAACAAGAUAAGCCUAAGCCCUAGGAUAUAGUGGCGCUGUGGAGAACAGAGCAGAUAUGUAAAUAGUUGAACAAGAUAAGACUAGGCCCUAGGAUAUAGUGGCACUGUGGAGAAACAGGGCAGAUAUGUCAAUAGUUGAACAAGAUAAGCCUAGGCCCUAGAAUAUAGUGGCGCUUUGGAGAAAACAGGGCACAUAUGUCAAUAGUAGAACAAGAUAAGCCUAGGCCCUAGGAUAUAGUGGCGCUGUGGAGAAACAGGGCAGAUAUGUCAAUAGUUGAACAAGAUAAGCCUAGGCCCUAGGAUAUAGUGGCGCUUUGGAGAAAACAGGGCAGAUAUGUCAAUAUUUGAACAAGAUAAGACUAGGCGCUAGGAUAUAGUGGCGCUUUGGAGAAACAGGGCCGAUAUUUCAAUAGUUGAACAAGAUAAGACUAGGCCCUAGAGUAUAGUGGCGCUAUGGAGAAAACAGGGCAGAUAUGUCAAUAGUUGAACAAGAUAAGACUAGGCCCUAGGAUAUAGUGUCUCUGUAGAGAAACAGGGCAGAUAUGUCAAUAGUUGAACAAGAUAAGACUAGGCCCUAGGAUAUAGUGGCGCUGUCGAGAAAACUAAGCAGAUAUGUCAAUAGUUGAACAAGAUAAGACUAGGCCCUAGGUUAUAGUUGCGCUGUGGAGAAACAGCGCAGAUAUGUCAAUAGUUAAACAUGAUAAGCCUAGGCCCUAGAAUAUAGUGGCGCUGUGGAGAAAACAGGGCAGAUAUGUCAAUAGUUGAACAAGAUAAGCCUAGGCCCUAGGAUAUAGUGGCACUGUAGAGAAACAGGGCAGAUAUGUCAAUAGUUGAACAAGAUAAGCCUAGGCCCUAGAAUAUAGUGGCGCUGUGGAGAAAACAGGGCAGAUAUGUCAAUAGUUGAAAAAGAUAAGACUAGGCCCUAGAAUAUAGUGGCACUGUGGAGAAACAGGGCAGAUAUGUCAAUAGUUGAACAAGAUAAGACUAGGCCCUUGGAUAUAGUGGUGCUGUGGAGAAAACAGGGCAGAUAUGUCAAAAGUUGAACAAGAUAAGACUAGGCCCUAGGAUUUAGUGGCGCUGUGGAGAAACAGGGCAGAUAUGUCAUUAGUUGAACAAGAUAAGCCUAGGCCCUAGGAUAUAGUGGCGCUGUGGAGAAACAGGGCAGAUAUGUCAAUAGUUGAACAAGAUAAGCCUAGGCCCUAGGAUAUAGUGGUGCUGUGGAGAAACAGGGCAGAUAUGUCAAUAGUUGAAAAAGAUAAGACUAGGCCCUAGGAUAUAGUGGCGUUGUCGAGAAAACAGGGCAGAUAUGUCAAUAGUUGAACAAUAUAAGCCUAGGCCCUAGGAUAUAGUGGUGCUGUGGAGAAACAGGGCAGAUAUGUCAAUAGUUGAACAAGAUAAGACUAGGCCCUUGGAUAUAUUGGCGCUGUGGAGAAACAGGGCCGAUAUGUCAAUAGUUGAACAAGAUAAGCCUAGGCCCUAGGAUAUAGGGCCGCUUUGGAGAAACAGGGCAGAUAUGUCAAUAGUUGAACAAGAUAAGCCUAGGCCCUAGGAUAUAGUGGUGCUGUGGAGAAACAGGGCAGAUAUGUAAAUAGUUGAACAAGAUAAGACCAGCCCCUUGGAUAUAGUGGCACUGUGGAGAAAACAGGGCAGAUAUGUCAAUAGUUUAACAAGAUAAGACUAGGCCCUAGGAUUUAGUGGCGCUGUGGAGAAACAGGGCAGAUAUGUCAUUAGUUGAACAAGAUAAGCCUUGGCCCUAGGAUAUAGUGGCGCUGUGGAGAAACAGGGCAGAUAUGUCAAUAGUUGAACAAGAUAAGUCUAGGCCCUAGGAUAUAGUGGUGCUGUGGAGAAACAGGGCAGAUAUAUCAAUAGUUGAACAAGAUAAGCCUAGGCCCUAGAAUAUAGUGGCGCUGUGGAGAAAACAGGGCAGAUAUGUCAAUAGUUGAACAAGAUAAGACUAGGCCCUAGGAUAUAGUGGCACUGUGGAGAAACAGGGAAGAUAUGUAAAUAGUUGAACAAGAUAAGACUAGGCCCUUGGAUAUAGUGGCGCUGUGGAGAAACAGGGCCGAUAUGUCAAUAGUUUAACAAGAUAAGCCUAGGCCCUAGGAUAUGUGGCGCUGUGGAGAAACAGGGCAGAUAUGUCAAUAGUUGAACAAGAUAAGCCUAUGUCCUAGGAUAUAAUGGUGCUGUGGAGAAACGGGGCAGAUAUAUCAAUAGUUGAACAAGAUAAGCCUAGGCCCUAGGAUAUAGUGGCGCUGUGGAGAAAACAGGGCAGAUAUGUCAACAGAAAAAAUGAAAAAUGACACUUGAUGACAUUUGUUUGAUGAUAUUACUUUAAUGAGUCUUGUUUGAUGAGUUCUAUUUGAUUAAAUUUGUUUGAUGAUAUAUGUUUAUGAUAUUAGUUUAAUGAUAUUUUUAUGACAUUUUUGAUGACAUUUGUUUGAUGACAUUUGUUUGAUGACAUUUGUUUAUGAUAUUAGUUUAAUUACAUUUGUUUGAUGACAUUUGUUUUAUGAUAUUUGGUUGAAGAAAUAUGUUUGAUGAUACUUGUUUGAUGAGUUAUUUUUGAUGAUACUUGUUUUUUUUGUUCCUAAAUAUCUGUUGGAUAAUAUUUGUUGAUGCUAUUUGUUGAUGCUAUUUGUUGAUGCUAUUUGUUGAUGCUAUUUGUUGAUGCUAUUUGUUGAUGCUAUUUGUUGAUGCUAUUUGUUGAUGCUAUUUGUUUAUGCUAUUUGUUGAUGCUAUUUGUUGUGGCUAUUUGUUUAUGCUAUUUGUUUAUGCUAUUUGUUUAUGCUAUUUGUUUAUGCUAUUUGUUUAUGCUAUUUGUUGAUGCUAUUUGUUUAUGCUAUUUGUUGAUGCUAUUUGUUUAUGCUAUUUGUUUAUGCUAUUUGUUUAUGCUAUUUUUUUAUGCUAUUUGUUUAUGCUAUUUGUUUAUGCUAUUUGUUUAUGCUAUUUGUUUAUGCUAUUUGUUUAUGCUAUUUGUUUAUGCUAUUUGUUUAUGCUAUUUGUUUAUGCUAUUUGUUUAUGCUAUUCGUUUAUGCUAUUUGUUUAUGCUAUUUGUUCGAUUAAAUGUUUUUGAUUAAAUGUGUCCGAUGAUCUGACUUAAAAAUUAAAAUACCUGUUUUUCCCCCACAGACUCUCCCUGCCCAGCCUCCAACUGAAGCCCUCUUUACAACUGAGCAUGACAGAAGUGUCCCUGCCAGCAAGUCAAGACACCAAGAAGUCUGUGGUUCCCGCCAUACCAGAUGAGGAGGAGGAUCUGGAAAUUCAGGAGGCUCGUUUUGACGCCAUGUACUUUGACUAUGGUGAGCUGCUUCAUAUGACUAGAUAAUCCAAGUAUAUUUCCCUAAAAAUUACAUCGUAAUGACAGUGUUACCCUGAAAAGGACAUAUUAUGACGAUAGUAUCCUUAAAAUGAUAUUUAUUACUUAUAUUAUCCUGAAAUUGACAUCAUAUAACUAUUUUAUCCUGAAAAUAACAUAAUGUGACUAUUUUAUUAUAAAAAUGACAUUAUAUGACCAUUUUGAAAUUAAUGAUAUGUUGUGUGUUUUCAAUCUUCAAACAUGUAGGGGACAAGGUUCUGUGUAUAUCUUUAUGUUUAUUAAACGACGUCAUAAAUAAGAGCUAACCUAAUGUAUAUGUAUGCGUUCAAUUCGAACAAGUGUAAUGUCUCCUGGUGUCCAAGUCAAACAACUCUGUACUGUCUGCUGGUGUCCAAGUCCAACAAGUGUACUGUCUCCUGGUGUGCAAGUCAAAUAACUCUGUACUGUCUCCUGGUGUCCAAUUCAAAUAACUCUGUACUAUUCCGGUGUCCAAGUCAAAUAACUCAGUACUGUCUCCUGAUGUCCAAGUCCAACAAGUGUACUGUCUCCUGGUGUCCAAUUCCAACAACUGUGUACUGUCUCCUGGUGUCCAAUUCCAAGAACUGUGUACUGUCUCCUGGUGUCCAAUGCCAAAAACUGUGUACUGUCUCAUGGUGUCCAAUGCCAACAACUGUGUACUGUCUCCUGGUGUCCAAUGCCAAAAACUGUGUACUGUCUCCUGGUGUCCAAGUCCAACAACUGUGUACUGUCUCCUGGUGUCCAAUUCCAACAACUGUGUACUGUCUCCUGGUGUCCAAUUCCAAAAAGCGUUUCUAUAUUUUGGUUUUCAAUUUCCAAGAUCGCCGGGACGAAGAAGAGGAAGAAGAAUUGAAGCGGUUGUCUUAUCUUGACAGAACACAGCUUCGCUAUAUGAAGGCCUGUCAAGCCAUGC
Messenger RNA from Lymnaea stagnalis (great pond snail), 13755 nucleotides. Lineage: Eukaryota; Metazoa; Mollusca; Gastropoda; Lymnaeidae. The record is from the annotation of a GenBank genome assembly.